This is a messenger RNA of Talaromyces atroroseus, 525 nucleotides long. Its product is annotated as ATP synthase subunit d, mitochondrial. The record is from RefSeq and is a predicted model, not a curated record. NCBI's taxonomy places the organism in Eukaryota, Fungi, Ascomycota, Eurotiomycetes, Eurotiales, Trichocomaceae. Gene Ontology annotation, biological process: proton motive force-driven ATP synthesis. Gene Ontology annotation, molecular function: proton transmembrane transporter activity. The coding region runs from base 1 to 525 and encodes 174 amino acids. The transcript is spliced from 3 exons.
AUGGCCGCCCCACGUAGCGCCGCUCUCAAAAUCGACUGGACCAAGGUCACCAGCUCGCUGGGCCUCCGUGGCCAGACCGCCGCGUCGCUGCAGGCUUUCAAGAAGCGUAACGACGAUGCCCGCCGCAAGGUUACCGUUCUUUCGGAGCAGCCCCAGACCAUCGACUUCUCGUUCUACCGCAAGACGCUGAAGAACCAGGCCGUCGUCGACGAGAUCGAGAACCACUUCAAGACCUUCAAGCCCGCUUCUUACGACGUCAACCGCCAGCUCAAGGCCAUCGAGGCCUUUGAGGCCCAGGCUAUCAAGAGCGCUGAGGAGACCAAGGGCCGCGUUGAGGCUGAGUUGGUCAACUUGCAGAAGACCUUGCAGAACAUUGAAACUGCCCGACCAUUCGACGAGCUCACAGUUGACGAGGUUGCUACCGCCCAGCCCGAGAUCGACGAGAAGACCGCCUCACUUGUGUCCAAGGGCAAAUGGAUGCCAGCUGGAUACAAGGAACGAUUCGGCGACCUUUCCAUUGUUUAA